Messenger RNA from Candida albicans SC5314, 528 nucleotides. RefSeq lists its product as uncharacterized. The record is from RefSeq and is a predicted model, not a curated record. Lineage: Eukaryota; Fungi; Ascomycota; Pichiomycetes; Serinales; Debaryomycetaceae. The transcript has a single exon. The coding region runs from base 1 to 528 and encodes 175 amino acids.
AUGAAUCUAUUUCUGAAACUUGAUAAUAAUGAAUCAAAUAAAGAAUCCAACUUAAUUUUGUUUUCUGAUUUCCUUCCUGAAGUAUUAAGUUUUACAACCAGUGAAAAUGAACGAAUUCAAGAUCUCUAUCUCCAAUUAUGUUCUCUUUUCAACCAUCAUAGUUACAAUGAAAUAUUGUUUUUAUUACCUCAACUAUCAUCAUUCUCAAUGCUUCCACCUAUAAUAAAUUUAAUUAUUGGUGCCACAAUGAUAAAAUUGGGUAGAUUAGAUAGUGGAUUUAGAGAACUUGCUGUUGCUAUAAUCAUGUCCAGUAGAGGUGAACAGAGAAUCAGUUUUUUAAUAGUUGCGGCAACUUUACAUGCUGAAUUAAACGAUAAAGAAAGAGUUCAAGGGUAUUUAGGUGAAAUUUUGGAUUUGUCUCGCCAAGUUGUACAAUCAGGUGAAGAAUUUGAUAUUGUAAAAGAAAAUUUAGAAGAAUUGGAAAACACCUUGUUGAUCAAAUUAGAAAAUGUCAAAGAUAAAGAGUAA